AUGUCGGUCGCGGUCGAGGAGAAGUCAUCAUCGACGUCUACAUGGUCCUUCUUAACAGACAAUGCCAUCGCCGCAACCAUCGCAGACUCUUACUCUAAUCUUUCGGCGAAAAGGAAGCUCUUAGGCCUCGAGAAUCCCGGAACGGUCGAUAAUAUCGCGCGCGAAGUUCAGAAGGAUGUUCUCCUGUCGAAUUUCAUGUUCUCCGGCUUGCGCUGCGACUUACAGAAGGUCUUCAGCAUAAAUCCUCUAUUUCGCCUACAACAUGGCUUCGCAAUGGGUUCCCAAGCUCUACCGCCGUGGCAACUAAUGGCCUUGUAUGGCACUUCUGAUAUUUUCAUGCAAGCCGCCUACUCGAGCGACCGAUCUUUGACGGCCUGGGGAAACCUCAGAUGGACUCCACGAUUCGUGACCAAGACGCAGACCUCGAUUGACCCACGACAGACCCAGACCAUGGUGCAAAUCGAGAACGAAUACACGGGUGAUGAUUUUUCGGCAUCGAUCAAGGCCCUCAGCCCAUCUGUCAUGGAAGGUGGCCUCACCGGCAUCUUCAUCGGAAGUUACCUGCAAUCAAUUACACCAAAGCUGGCAUUGGGUCUUGAGGGUGUGUGGCAGCGACCCGCAUUGAACAGCAAACCGGAGACUGCGUUGUCGUACUGUGCGAGAUACAAGAGUACAGACUGGAUUGCCAGUGCACAAUGGCUGAGCCAAGGCUCAUUGGGAGUUACAUACUGGAGACGAUUGACCGACAAGGUCGAGGCCGGCGUUGAUUGUCAACUGCAAUUUGCUCCCGGCAUGGGUGCCAGCAUGUUUGGAGGCGUUCGACGAGAAGGCACUACAACUGUUGGUCUCAAAUACAGCUUUACCAACUCGGUCUACCGUGCGCAAGUCGACAGCACUGGAAAAUUUGGCGUUGUGCUAGAGAGGCGGGUUGCACCUCCGGUGACAUUGACUUUCGCCGCCGAGAUCGAUCAGUGGAAGAACACCCACAAGCUUGGCGUCGCUGUCUCACUCGAAGGUGCUCCGGAAGAAUUGCAGGAAAUCAUGGAACGUCCAGAGAAUCAGAGCGCCAUUCCGCCGCCUAUUUAG
Molecule: messenger RNA, 1086 nt
Organism: Cladophialophora psammophila CBS 110553
Lineage: Eukaryota; Fungi; Ascomycota; Eurotiomycetes; Chaetothyriales; Herpotrichiellaceae
Product: mitochondrial import receptor subunit TOM40
Exons: 3
Coding region: 1-1086 (361 amino acids)
Biological process (GO): protein import into mitochondrial matrix
Cellular component (GO): mitochondrial outer membrane translocase complex; mitochondrial outer membrane
Molecular function (GO): transmembrane protein transporter activity
Source: RefSeq, a predicted model, not a curated record